AUGUCGGGCGAAAUUCCAUCCACAAUGUGCGUUGGAAAGUGUGUAUUCAAUUCAUCCCAGCAAGCAUGGGUGGGCGAUGCACAACGGCUGAGCACCGCCAGCAAUAUUCCUGACAUUAAUGUCCACGAGGCUUGCCAUAUAUCCGCUGACACUGUAGAUUCGGGGGUCGGGUUUUCAGUGAUUUGUUGCAGGUUUGCAUCCGUGCGUCGCAAUGGCUGGAUGAGGCAGAUUGCUUGGUCUGAGAUGGGGACCACCUGCAUGCUUGCAGCAGAGUGGCACUUGAAUUGCGGAGCAGCAGUUUGGGUGGACACCAAAGGCUGA
Messenger RNA from Ostreobium quekettii, 321 nucleotides. NCBI's taxonomy places the organism in Eukaryota, Viridiplantae, Chlorophyta, Ulvophyceae, Bryopsidales, Ostreobiaceae. The record is from the annotation of a GenBank genome assembly.